AAGAAUAACGAACCACCUUGACAACUGCACCGAGCUUGUCAACGAGCAACGAUAUUCCUUCGAGGGCGUCGUCCAACCUAAAUAGGUCGGCCGGAAAGGGGGUUUCGUGUCAUUCCUAAACGUGGAAAGGGGACCCCGAAAGACGGGGGUUUAUAUCAUCGGGACGGCAGAUGUCAGGAUGCCGGAGCAGAGCAAUGACUAUCGUGUCGUCGUGUUUGGGGCGGGUGGCGUUGGUAAGAGUUCUCUCGUCCUACGCUUCGUGAAAGGAACCUUUCGUGAGUCCUAUAUACCAACCAUCGAGGAUACUUACAGACAGGUGAUAAGCUGCAACAAAAACAUAUGCACGCUUCAAAUUACGGACACAACCGGCUCCCAUCAGUUUCCCGCGAUGCAACGACUUUCCAUAAGUAAGGGUCACGCCUUCAUCCUGGUAUAUUCGGUAUGCUCACGGCAAAGUUUCGAAGAACUACGACCAAUUUGGGCUGUAAUAAGGGAGCUGAAAGGUCAAGAAAUCUCACAGAUACCGAUAAUGCUGGUUGGUAAUAAAUGUGACGAGAGUCCUUCGGUACGCGAAAUUCCGAUGAGCGAGGGUGCAGCGGAAGCGGCUAAUUGGGGCUGCGGUUUCUUGGAGACAUCCGCUAAAACUAAUCACAACGUUAAUGCACUAUUCCGGGAUCUUCUUACUCUUGAGAAGAAUCGUUCGGUUUCCUUACAGCCGGUGGAAAGUCACAAUGCGAUAAGCCUGAAGGAAAAAUGCGCGGUCAUGUAAUAAUUUCGUUAUAUAUAUAUAUUCGUUAUUAUUAUAAUUAUCGAUUAUCUCGAUACAUUUUUACUCAAUCCCAACGACUCCAUGUCAAACAAAUUAACACAAACAUCAUCAUCGUCGUCGUCAUCAUCAUUCUUUUUUCUCUCUCAUAUUUAAAUCGUGAUAAUUUCAUCUUUUAAAACGGGACACAGAGAGAUAAUAUUUUCAGUGAUAACAAGUCGUCGAAUUCCAUUUUAGUAUUAACUUUUUUCCAAUCGGGAGAUCGGAUUUUACACGAAACCUUUCCCAGUCGACCAAUUCAACAUCUAUCUCUCUUUCACCCUGUUCUCUCUCUCUCUCUCUCUCUCUCUCUAUCUCUCUAUCUAUUUAUCUAUCAAUCUAUCUAUCUAUUUUUCAUUCCCAUUUUCAAUACUCUUUCUCUUUUUUUCACUGUCUAUUCAAAGAUUAUUAUCCCUUCAUUUCCAUAUAAUUUAGAAUUCUCUAAACCAAAAUCUAAUACGAGCUUAAUAAUCGUGAGGGACGCAAUUAUGAAUACAAAAUUAGUAAUACCUUCGUUGAUAAUGAAAAUCGACAUUUUAUAUAUUAUGAUUCUCUCUCUCACAAUCACACUAUUUCUACAUGUGAGUAAUGCGAGCAUAUAAAAGAACACAUUUCUGUCUUUAUUAUUAUUAUUAUUAUUAUUAUUAUUAUUAUUAUUAUUAUUAAUAAUAUUCUUCUUCUUCUUUAUCGAUUU
Molecule: messenger RNA, 1499 nt
Organism: Polistes dominula (European paper wasp)
Lineage: Eukaryota; Metazoa; Arthropoda; Insecta; Hymenoptera; Vespidae
Product: GTP-binding protein Di-Ras2
Biological process (GO): signal transduction
Cellular component (GO): membrane
Molecular function (GO): GTP binding; GTPase activity
Source: RefSeq, a predicted model, not a curated record